Dermacentor albipictus is the source of this 423-nucleotide messenger RNA. Lineage: Eukaryota; Metazoa; Arthropoda; Arachnida; Ixodida; Ixodidae. The record is from RefSeq and is a predicted model, not a curated record.
AUGGUCUGCACAGUGCUCAUUCCCAAGCCCAGCAAGGCUCCGAACAUCGAGAACAUCAGGUCGAUUUCUCUAACGUCCUGCGUCAGCAAGGUCAUGGAGCGCGUCGUUCUUAACAAGCUCAACGGGUACCUCGAAGACAACAAGGUUUACGUGCACAACACGAUCGGCUUCCGUGGUGGACUCUCCACGCAGGAUGCCAUGGAACUAUUCAAACAUCAGAUCGUGGCUGGCCUUUCCGGAGACGCCAAGGCUUUGCUCGACCUGGAUCUCGGUUCCAGAUUCCACAGCUACGUCAGCUCUUUUCUAACGGACAGGAAGGCCAAGCUUCGAAUUAGAGACUUCCACUCCGACGAUGUGCCUCUCGGAGGACGGGGCACUCCUGAGGGCGCCUCAUUUCACCCACACUGUUUAACGUCUGUAUGA